Eruca vesicaria subsp. sativa (arugula) is the source of this 2892-nucleotide messenger RNA. Lineage: Eukaryota; Viridiplantae; Streptophyta; Magnoliopsida; Brassicales; Brassicaceae. The record is from the annotation of a GenBank genome assembly.
AUGGCUACGGUUACUCCUACCUCUAUCAGCAAACCAUGGCUCAUUCCUGGAGCUACUUUUACUGUAAAGAAGAAUGACUGCUCCAUCAAAUGUUGCUUCUCUCGUAAAGCUAGCAAACAGAUACCAUCGUCAACUCAAAGACUGGUCCUUCCUCUUUCAACUUCGCUUAAACUGUUUCCUACUCACGGACGGCAGUUUGUGUUGCAUCCUCAUCGUAUUAGAGCCACAGAGACUGAUGUUGUUGCAGCAGUAGAGGGACAAGAUUCUCCUCCUGUUGCGGAAACCGAUUCAAAUGACAACUCAGAUACUGCUGCUCCUGCAGCAGCUCCUGCUACAACUCAGUCAAGGGGAGCAGCAAGACCUGGAAGGAAGAGUGAAAUGCCUGCGGUCAAGAACGAGGAGCUUGUUGCUGGUGCUACCUUCACUGGGAAAGUAAGAGCGAUUCAGCCCUUUGGUGCUUUUGUAGAUUUUGGUGCUUUCACUGAUGGAUUAGUCCAUGUCUCUCAAUUGAGUGACACCUUUGUGAAAGAUGUUGCGAGUGUUGUCACUAUUGGGCAAGAGGUGAAAGUAAGGUUGGUUGAAGCUGACAUUGAGGGUAAACGUAUUUCUCUCACUAUGCGUUCCAGUGAUGAUCCUUCUAAACGCCAGUCCGGUGGUGGUGGUGGUGGUGGUAGUGAUAAUAAGCCGAGGCCAGGAGGGAAAAGGAAUGCUUCAAAAGGAGGAGGUGGGAAGAAGGAAGAUGGGUUCAGCUCAAAGUAUGUGAAAGGGCAGAUGUUGGAUGGGACGGUGAAGAAUUUGACGAGGUCAGGAGCGUUUAUAACGAUUGGUGAAGGUGAAGAAGGGUUCUUACCUACGAAUGAGGAAGCAGAUGAUGGGAUUGGGAGCAUGAUGAUGGGUGGUGGCUCUUCGUUGCAAGCUGGACAGGAGGUUAAGGUUCGUGUGCUGAGAAUAGCGAGAGGACGUGUUACUUUAACGAUGAAAGAGGAAGAUGAUGGUAAGUUUGAUGAAACGCUUAGUCAAGGGGUUGUGCAUACAGCCACGAAUCCGUUUGUGCUUGCUUUCCGUAAGAACGAGGAGAUUGCUGCGUUUCUUGACAAGAGGGAGGAAGAAGCUGAGAAACCAGUAGAGGCUGUGAAGGAAUCAGAAGAAGCUGAAGCAUCUGUCACCUCUAAGAAAGGUGAAGAAACAAGUGAAGAGGUUCUUUCAUCAGAAACUCCCAAGGUAGAACAAGAAGAAGUGAUUGAGACCAAAGCUGAAGAUGAUUCGCAGGAGACAGAAGAGCAAACUGAAACAGUUGCUUCAGUAACUGAAGUUGAGGAGGUUGAAAAGGUUGAGGAAACGCCUGAGCUUCCACCAGUUCCAGAAACUAAAAACGUUGAGAAGAAGGAGGAAGUGGUGGCCGAAAAACCUGUUGCUGAAACCGUACCUGAUGAAGUUUCACCUUCAGAAGAUGUAGCAAGUGAAGACGCUGAGAAGAAGGAGGAAGUGGUGGCGGAAGUACCUGUUGCUGAAGCCGAGACUCCUGCCCCUGUAGUCACAGAAGCUUCUUCUGAGGAAAGUGGCAUCAAAGCUGGCAUUUCACCGGCCUUAGUGAAGCAGCUUAGAGAAGAAACAGGAGCGGGAAUGAUGGACUGCAAGAAUGCGCUCUUGGAGAGCGAGGGCGAUAUGGUGAAAGCUCAAGAGUACCUCCGCAAGAAGGGACUAGCGAGCGCAGACAAGAAAGCCAGCAGAGCCACAGCCGAGGGGAGAAUCGGUUCGUAUAUCCAUGACAGCAGAAUCGGUGUCCUCUUGGAGGUUAACUGUGAGACAGACUUUGUCUCACGCGGUGACAUUUUCAAGGAACUGGUUGAUGAUCUGGCGAUGCAGGUGGCUGCGUGCCCUCAAGUAGAGUACCUUGUACCAGAAGAUGUUUCCGAAGAAAUUGUGAAGAAGGAAAAAGAGAUAGAGAUGCAAAAGGAAGAUCUUCUGUCGAAACCGGAGCAGAUAAGGGAGAAGAUAGUGGAAGGUCGGAUAAAGAAGAGGGUAGACGCACUUGCAUUGCUGGAGCAACCAUACAUUAAAGACGAUAAGGUGAUAGUGAAGGACCUUGUAAAGCAGAGGAUUGCAACCAUUGGAGAAAACAUCAAGGUGAAGAGAUUCAUUAGGUACACUCUCGGAGAAGGCCUUGAGAAGAAAAGUCAGGACUUUGCUGCUGAGGUUGCUGCUCAAACCGCAGCUAAACCAAAAGCCGAACCAGAGAAAGAACAGCCAAAAGCUGAAGAGCCCAAGGAAGCUGUCCCAAGUCCACCAACUACGGUCGUUUCAGCUGGUCUUGUGAAGCAGCUGCGUGAAGAAACAGGAGCAGGAAUGAUGGAUUGCAAGAAGGCGUUGGCAGAGACAGGAGGAGAUCUUGAGAAAGCACAAGAAUACCUCAGAAAGAAAGGUCUUUCAACAGCUGAUAAGAAAUCAAGCAGGCUUGCAGCUGAAGGGAGAAUUGGUUCAUACAUCCAUGAUGCUCGCAUUGGAGUCCUCAUAGAAGUGAACUGCGAGACUGAUUUCGUUGGAAGAAGCGAAAAGUUCAAGGAACUGGUUGAUGAUCUUGCAAUGCAAGCAGUGGCUAAUCCACAGGUGCAAUAUGUAUCCAUUGAGGAUAUUCCAGAGGAGAUAAAGCAGAAAGAAAAGGAGAUUGAGAUGCAAAGAGAGGAUCUCUUGUCUAAACCAGAGAACAUAAAGGAGAAGAUUGUUGAAGGAAGGAUCUCAAAGAGGCUUGGAGAAAUGGCAUUGCUUGAGCAGCCUUUCAUUAAAGAUGAUAGCGUUCUGGUCAAGGAUCUUGUGAAGCAAACUGUGGCUACUCUUGGUGAAAACAUCAAAGUCAGGAGGUUUGUGAAGUUUACCCUUGGAGAAGACAACUGA